AAAGAGUGAGGAGAAGAGGACAUAUCUCUGCUCUCUCCCUCUCUUUCUCUCUCGUCCUCUGCAACACCAUGAACGCGAGAGCUCUUCUCUACUGUCCGAAUCUCCACUCUCUCUACACUCCCACUCGGCCUCCCGACUUGUCGUCUCGGACCCGGCCGCUACGACCCGAUCCGAUCUCGUUUCGGUUCCGGAUCGAGCCGCGGGAUAGGUCAGGCGUUUUUCGAGUCUCGGUUCGUAGCUCCCGCGAGAGACGGAGCGGGAAAGCUUAUGCAGAGCUAAUUAGUUCGCGAGAGAGACUGAAGAGAAACGGCGCCGUGUCGGGUCCGGAGAGCUCGGUGCCAUGGUGGGAACAGUUCCCCAAGCGCUGGGUUAUUGUGCUGCUCUGUUUUUCGGCUUUUCUUCUCUGCAAUAUGGACAGAGUGAACAUGAGCAUAGCAAUACUUCCCAUGUCGGCUGAGUUCGGUUGGAAUCCGGCAACGGUUGGUCUCAUACAGUCUUCGUUCUUCUGGGGUUACCUUCUCACCCAGAUAGCGGGUGGGAUAUGGGCAGACACUGUGGGGGGCAAAACGGUUUUAGGCUUCGGAGUCAUUUGGUGGUCCGUGGCCACUGUUCUCACUCCCAUUGCCGCUAAACUCGGCCUCCCGUUCUUGCUCGUUGUCCGUGCUUUCAUGGGCAUUGGAGAGGGUGUUGCAAUGCCUGCAAUGAACAAUAUACUGUCGAAAUGGGUGCCCGUGCAAGAGAGAAGCAGAUCUCUUGCGCUUGUUUACAGCGGAAUGUACCUUGGAUCUGUCACCGGUUUAGCUUUUUCGCCCUUCUUGAUUCAUCACUUUGGAUGGCCCUCUGUGUUUUACUCUUUUGGAUCUCUCGGGACUGUCUGGUUAACUCUAUGGCUAAACAAGGCAGAGAGUUCACCUAUUGAAGAUACAGAGUUGCUGCCGGAGGAAAGAAAGCUAAUUGCAGACAACAGUGUAUGCAAAGAGCCUGUGAAAACAAUUCCAUGGAGAUUGAUAUUAUCGAAACCGCCUGUGUGGGCUCUCAUCGGUUCUCACUUCUGUCACAACUGGGGAACAUUCAUUAUCUUGACAUGGAUGCCAACUUAUUAUCAUCAAGUGUUGAAGUUCAACCUUAUGGAAUCAGGGCUGCUUUCUGUAUUGCCAUGGCUGACAAUGGCGGUUUCUGCAAAUGCUGGAGGGUGGAUUGCUGAUACUCUUGUCAGCAAAGGUCUAUCCGUUACAACAGUCCGUAAGGUAAUGCAAACGAUUGGAUUUCUAGGCCCUGCUUUCUUCUUGACACAGCUGAAACAUGUCGAUUCUCCUGCAAUGGCUGUUCUCUGCAUGGCUUGCAGCCAGGGUACCGAUGCAUUCUCACAGUCAGGUCUCUACUCUAACCAUCAAGACAUAGCCCCUAGAUACUCUGGAGUGUUACUUGGUUUGUCGAACACAGCAGGAGUUCUUGCAGGAGUUCUUGGCACUGCAGCAACAGGUCACAUUCUACAACACGGUUCUUGGGAUGACGUGUUCAGUGUCUCAGUUGGCCUCUAUCUGGUCGGAACAGUCGUAUGGAAUCUUUUUUCAACCGGAGAAAAGAUCAUCGACUAAUCGUUCUUGAAACAGAUCUGAUUGUUCGUGAAGAAUUCAGCUCAAGCCUUGCAUUUUCAUGGCCUGGUGAUUCCUUUUCCACGGAAGAAUUCUGACAAGCUCUGGAAUUUUUUUGUUUUUUUUGUUUUCUUUCUUGAAUUCAGACAAAAAGAUAAGCUUUAACUAAGUAGAUGCAAAGAGUGUAUAUAUACAUGAUUCUAUUACAUACACCCCGUACACUUUCACCGUGUAUACAUGCAUGUUUCCACA
Molecule: messenger RNA, 1847 nt
Organism: Tarenaya hassleriana
Lineage: Eukaryota; Viridiplantae; Streptophyta; Magnoliopsida; Brassicales; Cleomaceae
Product: sodium-dependent phosphate transport protein 1, chloroplastic
Exons: 10
Coding region: 69-1598 (509 amino acids)
Biological process (GO): transmembrane transport
Molecular function (GO): transmembrane transporter activity
Source: RefSeq, a predicted model, not a curated record